Messenger RNA from Hypoxylon fragiforme, 1580 nucleotides. RefSeq names its product putative O-methyltransferase. The record is from RefSeq and is a predicted model, not a curated record. Gene Ontology annotation, molecular function: O-methyltransferase activity. The transcript has 4 exons. Bases 285 to 1469 code for a protein of 394 amino acids. NCBI's taxonomy places the organism in Eukaryota, Fungi, Ascomycota, Sordariomycetes, Xylariales, Hypoxylaceae.
UCUGUGCUACAUAGUAAUUACUAAUCCAAUAAGCUGCCAUCAGCUCCUUAAACUGUAGUAGUAUCUAAGCUCCGUUAUAAUCUCAUUGCAGUAAACCCAAGGCCUGCUUCCUUGAAUCUAGAUGAUCCAGGUCGACUUGCUAUCAAUCACGAGCUCUCUGGAUAGCUCUGGCCUCUACAUUAUCUGUUCUCUCGCAAUAUCCAACCAAUUUCUAUCUAAAAAGGGCCAACUUCUCUUCUCCACCCCACUAAAAGCCUGUGCCGCCGCACGCCGCAGACUUCAAUAUGGCAUCCAAACCAGAUGAUAUCCUUGCGCAACUGCAAGUUGCCCGCGCUGCGUAUGCCAAGAACAAACCUGGAGCUCGUGAGCAGCUUCUGAAUCUUGGGCAUGCCUUGGUUUCGAGCUUAGAGCUUCCCAGCGAGGCUAUUCAGCGGAUGGGAUGGGCUGAGCCUGCCAGAGCUGCUCAUUGUCGCAUCGCCGUGGAUCUUAAUGUAUUUGAACACUUGAAGGAAAGUGGCGAGCAUGGUAUCAGCGCAAAGGACUUGGCUGAAAAGACCAAAGCCGACGAGGUCUUACUUGUUCGGACUCUAAAGCAUCUCGCGGCUAUGAAUAUUGUUGCGGAAAGCGGCGCAGAUAACUAUAUUGGAACGAGACUGAGUAACGCAUUCACGGAACCAAAAUAUCGCGAUGGUCUAAUCUACACAUACGACGUCGCUGGCCCCUCGUUCCGCGACCUGCCAGAAUACCUGAAAAGCAUCAACUACGCGCUUCCCACGAAGCUGACCGACGGGCCUUUCCAAGCCGCACACAAGACGCAACUGCCAUUCUUCGCCUGGCUGGACCAGAACCCGCCCUAUCUCCAGAUCUUCAACAACUACAUGUCAGCAUACCGCGCCGGGAAGCCCUCCUGGGUUGAUCCGGGCUUCUACCCCGUCUCCGAGCGCCUGGUCGACGGGUUUGACGGAAGUAGCGUUCUCCUCGUCGACGUUGGGGGCGGCUUGGGCCACGAUCUCCAGGAGCUCAGGGGUAAGCAUCCUUCUCUGCCCGGCAAGCUGAUCCUGCAGGACCGGGCCGAGGUUAUCUCCACUGUUUCUGGGCAAUCUGCGUUAUUCGAGGCCGCUGCGCACGACUUCUUCACGCCGCAGCCUGUGAAGGGCGCGCGCGCGUACUAUCUCCACUCGGUACUGCAUGACUGGGGCGACGAUGACUGUGUCCGGAUCUUGGAACAGCUGCGGCCGGCGUUGAGGCCGGGGUACUCGAGGCUGUUGAUCAACGAGAUCAUUGUCCCGGAUCGGAAUGCGUCGUGGCCGGUCACGUCGAUGGACCAGCUCGUGUUUGUUCUUGGCGCGAUGGGGGAGCGCACGCAGGGGCACUGGGAGAGCAUAUUACAGCGUGCUGGGUUUAAGGUUACGAAGAUUUAUAGCUAUGAAAUGGGAUCGGAAAGCCUUAUUGAAGCGGAACUGGCGUGAUAGCGUUCGGGGCCGCAGGUUACCUACCAGAUCUCUGCUGUACUUCUUCUCCCUGAACACAAUAGCUCAGCAUUACCCAUACGAUAACAAAUCAUUACCAAUGAACUAAAA